Messenger RNA from Marasmius oreades (fairy-ring Marasmius), 474 nucleotides. RefSeq lists its product as uncharacterized. The record is from RefSeq and is a predicted model, not a curated record. The transcript has 4 exons. NCBI's taxonomy places the organism in Eukaryota, Fungi, Basidiomycota, Agaricomycetes, Agaricales, Marasmiaceae. The coding region runs from base 1 to 474 and encodes 157 amino acids.
AUGCCUGGGAUUGUGUUUCUUCUCUAUCUUCUGGCCAAAACAUUAGCUCGCAAACAACCGAUAUUCCUCCAUAUCCAAGCUAGUACAUUUGUCUUCCUUGACAUGGAUUGGACUAGUGCAGAAAACCCCGCGUUCAUGGAAACGUCGAAUAUGCUUUACCCGGUUGGGACGUCUUCUUCCCCGAACCCACGAUUACAACGACUUAAGACUUGGCGAAAGGAAUUACGAAUCACUUCUCUGGUGAUGAACCCACCCGAUGUUGCGGACGUUGUCAGAAUCUUCACCCAUGCGUACCCCAGGUCAGGGCUUACAGCCCCAAAAAUGGAGAACUUUACCCGCCUCUUGAUUCAAACCUUCAAUGUGGACCUCUGUCGUUUCGACGAGAUCUUCGGUUUCACUCAAACAGAUCCGCUGUUUUGGCCAAAGCGAUCCAGGAAUUCGUGGAUGAUGUCCGGAGUGCUCUUGACGACCUGA